Molecule: messenger RNA, 1384 nt
Organism: Micropterus salmoides (largemouth bass)
Lineage: Eukaryota; Metazoa; Chordata; Actinopteri; Centrarchiformes; Centrarchidae
Exons: 3
Coding region: 142-1050 (302 amino acids)
Biological process (GO): regulation of transcription by RNA polymerase II
Cellular component (GO): nucleus; transcription regulator complex
Source: RefSeq, a predicted model, not a curated record
CCGCGUAGAAAGGGGAGAAAUCAGCUGUACUUUAAAUAAAAAAGAAAGCAGCUGUACAACUGUGAUCAUUAACAACACACAGCGCCAAGUCUGCAGGAAAGGACAAGAAGAAGAAGAAGACGACAAACGAGAAGCAGCAACAUGGCGACAACAAAAGUGUGGACACAAGCAUUGGAGCAAAACCUAAUUGAACUUUGGCAGCAGCACGAGUGCCUUUAUGAUGUUGCAAACGAGAUGUACCACAACCGAGCUGAGAAAGAGAAGAGGUGGACAGAGGUCGCCAGUGCUCUUCAACAGCCAGUUGAGGAAGUUAAAACCAGGGCAGUUUCCCUGCGAACGCAGUUUGUAAGGUUGGUGAAACCAAAACCGAGUGGGAGUGACAACAAACCCUUGACUCCUAGGCAAAGGUGGCUCCUCAGGGCCAUGGGUUUCAUCAAAAAAUACGUUUCUCACCGUCCAUGUGAAACCACUCUUUGUGUGUCAUUCAGCGAGCAGGAUGACGGAGAGGACAGACCUGACACCCCAUCAACAGCUAGCACAUCAAAUACUGCCUCCUCCCUUGACUCGUCAGACGAAGGAACUUCUUCAACAGCUGUCGAGGAAACUGCUUCACCUGCCUCAACUUACAGCAGGAACACACAAAUGGAGUCAAGCACUAGGAGAGUCAAACGCAAGUGGAGGUCAGAAACUGACAUCGAGCUGCAGAAGCUUGUAUUCUUGAAGCAGAUUGCAGCAAAAGGGGCUGCAGACCUAACGGCAGAUGCAUUUACAACAUUUGGGAACCAGGUUGCCUCGGAGCUGAGGCUAAUUCAAGACCCUGCGUACCUUACAAGACUGAAAAGGAACAUAAUGAAUAUGAUCUAUGACACUCAGGACACUGAAAGGAACAGAUCCUUCUCUUCACAUGCACCACCCACAUCAUACACAUUUCAACCCGUCAUUUUAUCACCUGUUAAACUGGACGAAUGUGUAUGUAAGGAAGAAAAAUACGAAACACAGAUUACAGUCAAAUGUGAAAAUGAAGAGCCCGUGGACUAUGGCUAUCCAUAAUAACAAACGGUUCAUUUUCUGUUUUGCUAAAUAAUAGAGGUUAUUGUUUUAAAGAAAAAUGUGUGUGUGGCCCAUGAAAUAACAGAAUAUCCCAUCUUGUGCAAACUCCCACUGUAGAACGUACAUGCACUGUUUUAAAUGUUUACUUUUAUUUAUCCGACAUUUCCUAGAAGAAAUUUCUUUGAUUUGGAAUCUGGUUUUAAUGCAAAAGUACACAACUUUAUUGGAUUAAAACCCACUACAUAUACUUUUACUGUAAUGUAAAAGAAAUGUCCCUGCAGUUGUAUUUGGCAUCAAGAUUAAAAAAUGCAAAAUAAAGUUUGAAACAUCACAA